Messenger RNA from Nerophis lumbriciformis (worm pipefish), 288 nucleotides. NCBI's taxonomy places the organism in Eukaryota, Metazoa, Chordata, Actinopteri, Syngnathiformes, Syngnathidae. The record is from RefSeq and is a predicted model, not a curated record.
AUGGACAGCUUCGGUUCUGAUUUUUCAGCAGGUGGGGCAGGUGGUAAAAUGGACACCGGCACGAUAAUGGAGCAGGUUAAAGUCCAAAUUGCCGUGGCGAACGCACAGGAGCUCUUGCAGAGAAUGACAGACAAAUGCUUCAAGAAGUGUAUAGGAAAACCUGGUAGUACACUGGACAACUCAGAGCAGAAAUGCAUCGCCAUGUGUAUGGACCGAUAUAUGGAUGCCUGGAAUACUGUUUCCCGAACGUACAACUCCAGAUUACAGAAGGAACGAGCUCGCAUGUGA